Messenger RNA from Rhea pennata, 1882 nucleotides. It is a transcript of the gene CCDC181, whose product is annotated as coiled-coil domain containing 181. The transcript is spliced from 6 exons. Gene Ontology annotation, molecular function: microtubule binding. NCBI's taxonomy places the organism in Eukaryota, Metazoa, Chordata, Aves, Rheiformes, Rheidae. The record is from RefSeq and is a predicted model, not a curated record. Bases 105 to 1682 code for a protein of 525 amino acids.
AAAUGGAAUGUGCGGCAGGGAUGCAUCCCUGGGAUGCUGCAGCUGUUUCUGGGCUCCAGUAAAUGUUGGGGGCUACUCAAGUAUUACUUUAACAUACCACCAAAAUGAGUGAAGGGAAAGACCAAGGCAAUCCAGAAGAUGUGGAUGAUAUAACAGAAAGUGUAGAGUAUGAGGAUGACUUCGAAAAAGACCUAGAAUGGCUAAUUAAUGAAGAAGAAAAAGAAAACCUUGGUGAAAGAGAGAAUCCUGAACAAAAUGCAGAGGAUAUUGACACAGUAAUUGAUAAAGUCUUGGAGGACUCUGAGGAAGGGGAAGACAGUGAGGAAAGAGAAGAGAAUAUAGAUCGGCUUUCUGAGGCAAAUGUAGAUGUGAAAGUGAGUCCAUCCAAUGAAGAAUCCAGGUCUGAUGAUAAAGAGGAAGAGCAUGUAUCUGACACUGAUAGUGAAUGCUCUAUCCAGGACUCCAAGCUUGAAAAUGAAAAGGAGCUAGAUGAGGAAGAGGAGGAAGAAAUAAAGCGCUACAUAUUGGAAAAGAUUGAAAAAGCCAACAAACUACUGGAGGAUCAGGCUCCUGUGGAUGAGAAUAGAGAACGGAAAUUAAAAUUUAAGGAUAUGUUGGUAGAUCUUGAAGUUCCUCCUGUAGAAGAUGCUGAUGUCUAUAAAGCUGAUCUUGCAGGAGGAGAUGAUAUUUCAAAUAGGCUAUCUCAGUUGCAUAUUUCUAAUGAAAUGGGAUGGGAAAGCACAUCACUUUCACCAAAUACUGGCAAUGAUGAGGAACAGAAGGAUGGGAAGAUCCUAGUGGAAAAAGAUGGAAAGUUCGAACUCUUGAGUUUACAUGACAUUGAAAGCCAGGGCUUUUUGCCCCCAAUAAGCGUUUCUUUCACUGAUAUUGAAACUCAGCAUACUUGUCCCAAAUCUUCACAUUACAGUUCUUCUGGCACUGUGUCUCGAAUGAAGGAAGCAUCUCUAGUAAGAGCAGGAGAACAUUCUUCCUCUCCUGCUGAAGAAGACUCUGCGUAUUUCCCUAAGCCUCCAUCUAACCCUAAGUGUCGUCCAAAUUCUGCCAUCAAUGCUACAAGAAGUCCAGGAAAACGCAAGACUCCACAGAGAGCACAAUCUGCAAAUACACCUCUGAGAAAUUCCACUUACUGUCUUUCUCCCAGGCAAAAAGAGCUGCGGAAGCAGUUAGAACAAAGGAAGGAGAAACUGAGGAAAGAGGAAGAAGAACAGAAAAGAGAACAAGAAGAACAGAAGAAAAGAGAGAAUGAGAUGGUUUUUAGAGCUUGGUUGCAGAAGAAAAAAGAACAAGUGCAAGAAGAAAAGAGAAUUCGGCGUGCAAAGGAGCUAGAAGACUUGAACAGCAAAGAGAGGAACAGGAAUCCAGAAGAAGCCUUCAAGGUAUGGCUUAAAAAAAAGCACCAAGAACGCAUAAAAGAAAAACAGAUAGAAUUUUUGAGACGCCAAGCGGAGGGCAUGACCUUUUUUCCAAGAACAGAAGAAUGCAACAGAGCCUUUAAAGAAUGGCUAAAAAGAAAGAGAGAAGAAAAACGAGCAGAAGAGCUAGCAGCUAAAGAGCGAGUAAGGCAACUUAGGUUAGAAGCCAGAAGAGCAAAACAGUUGCAGAAUAUCCACUGCAUUAGUUCAGAACCUAAAUCCUUUCGCUUCACAGACCAUUACAGCUGAAGGUUUGAUGUAACCACACACUUCUCUGUGGCAGCUCUUUUACUUUCUAUACUUGAGCAUUUGCUCUUUAUAGCUACUGACCUUCUGUGGUGUUUUAAAGCUUUUAAGCAAGUUUAAUAAUUCUUUUCACUGACAAUGAAUAAAUACUACCUAUUUAUUUGUAUUUUUUGUUGAAAAGCCUGCUUUUAUGCAUAACUCAG